AUGGCAUCAUCAUCGUCGACCGUGGAUCGCCGCCGGAUCAACGGCCCGUCCUCGACGUAUUCUCCCAUCUACGACAAUCCACGCGCCCCAGGGCCUUCCUCUCCUGGGCCCUCGUCUGCGCAUUCACCGAGGACAGGCGCUGACCGUCUCACCGCGCGGCCAAUCUUUGUGCAGACGGGCCUCGUGCCGCAGGCCAAUGGAUCGGCCUACCUUGAGGCGGGCAACACAAAGCUAGCAUGCAGCAUCUAUGGGCCUCGCCAGGGGCGCAACGUGGGCCAGCGCGGGUACUCGGGGAAGGCCGAGCUCAAUGUCGAUGUUCGCUUCGCGCCCUUUGCAGGUCGGAGAAGGCGAAAGCCUGGCAAGGCCACGGAGUCGGCCACGCUCUCGGCGCUCGUCCAGUCCGCCCUUGCUCCCUCCCUGCGCCUUGAUCUGCUCCCCAAGGCUUCCAUUGACGUCUUUAUCACCGUGCUCGAGUCCGACGCAGCCGGCGACGGCGCCAAUGGCGAUUCCGACGACGAAGAGGCGGAGCAGAGCCUCGGGUGCGCCUCGCACGCGGCCACAGUCGCCUCGGCUGCUCUCGCUGAUGCGGGCAUCGAGAUGUGGGGGCUCGUCGUCGGCCUUGGCGCAUCGUCGUUCGACAAGCACGACGAACCGGGAAGCAACAGUAGCGUGCUCGUUGACGCAGCAGCCUCCGAGGCGCCUGCAGAGCAAAGGCAGCUGGCUUCCAUGACGCUGUGGACCAUGCCCGCGCUGGGCACGGUGACGGCCAUGUCGCAGCACGGACCACUGGAUCUCGACGAGCUCGAUCGCAUCCUCGUCAUUCUCCAAAAGGCUUCGACCCAUGUCCACUUUGUCGUCGCAAGAGCAUUGCAGGAUGGCUUUGCCGCGCGCAGAGAGAUCCUGGACAAGUCACAGAUGUAA
Acaromyces ingoldii is the source of this 921-nucleotide messenger RNA. RefSeq lists its product as hypothetical. The record is from RefSeq and is a predicted model, not a curated record. NCBI's taxonomy places the organism in Eukaryota, Fungi, Basidiomycota, Exobasidiomycetes, Exobasidiales, Cryptobasidiaceae. The transcript has 2 exons. Bases 1 to 921 code for a protein of 306 amino acids. Gene Ontology annotation, biological process: U4 snRNA 3'-end processing; nuclear mRNA surveillance; poly(A)-dependent snoRNA 3'-end processing. Gene Ontology annotation, cellular component: nuclear exosome (RNase complex); nucleolus; cytoplasmic exosome (RNase complex).